Molecule: messenger RNA, 1073 nt
Organism: Moneuplotes crassus
Lineage: Eukaryota; Ciliophora; Spirotrichea; Euplotida; Euplotidae
Source: the annotation of a GenBank genome assembly
UUUAAAAUUCUGCUCGAAAAUGGAUAAUAAUGUACCGUAUAACCCAAUGGUGGAAGAGAAAGAUAUUGAGAUGAGAGACCACCAACCUCCACCUAGUUACCCUCAAACACAGGGUACAACCCCUGGAAAUGGGAUGUACUCAGGUAAUGCUCCUCCCACAGGGGUUGUAGUCAGAGGAACUGUUGUGGGGCAGCCCCAAUUCCCACCAAAUAGGCAUCAGCAAGCAGCUGCUGCUUAUGAUCUCAUUAGGGCUGAAAAUAGCCGGAAUAACUGGAAGACAAUUAUCUAUAUCGGAUCUUUUGGUUUGAUAAUUUUAGGAUCUUUGACUAUCAUUGGGAACAUCUUUGGAAUCAUCGGUGAUAUGCUCACAAACGAGAAGCACUCAGUACACUACACAAAGACAGAUUCAAUGACAUCAGCUGAUUUCUUAGGAAUCGGUGGAUUCUUUAUUGACUUACUAGAAAUUGGUCGAGGAAUUUUGAUAGCAUUUCAGGGAUACCUUGGCUACAAGACUACUGUGACUAAUACUGCUUUGGCCGCACAAAGCCUUAUCAAAAAGAGCUUCUGGCUUUUGACAGUUAAUUUGGCACUGAUUCUCAUCCAAAUGAUCAUUGGGACUGUAUCAAUUUCAAAAGAUAAAAGGUAUAAUUCUGCCGAAGAAGAUGAGACAUAUGGUUUUUUUGAGGUUGAUGAUAUCUACGAGAUCGCAAUGUCAAUAGUCAUAGCAACCUUCUUCUUUACCUGUUGCUGCACUCUUUGAUGUUGUGGGGUUGUCAUUGGAGGCUAUCAUAUGUACAAACAGUCUCAUGAGACAUAUGACAAACUUAGUGUGAUGGGGAUGGCAACUCCUUAUCAUACUGGAUAAAUUUGGCUUAAUUGGAAGAUUUAUCAGUUCGGUUUUCUCCAUUACUCUCCUUGCUCGAAACUUUCCUCAAGACUGGUCUAAAUAGAUCCUUGAAGAGAGCAAAGUCUUGGUUGUGUCAACUACAUCUUCGAGUCAAAGCGCAGCCAAGAGUGGGGAAGAAUUACUGACCAGAUAAUCCUUGUCUUAAGAUCAAUGUUAAUUGUUCUCC